AUGCAAUUGGAGGCGUGCGUGCACGUGUGCUGCUUUCCCGGAGGUUACCAACCCACGCACCGGCUAGCCGACCUGGCCUCGACUAGUGAAGCUGGUUCGUUUGCCUCGCGAGUGUACAUGACGUACGGUGUGCAUCCACACUCGGCAUCGCAGUACGACGACGCGCUGGAGAAGGAAAUCGAACAGGCCAUGAGCCACCCGCGCACCGUGGCCUGGGGAGAGUGCGGACUGGACUUCUUCAAGAACUUGUCAGAGCAAGAGGUCCAGAAGGCGGUCUUUGCUCGUCAGCUCCAGAAGGCUGUGGAGCACAAUAAGCCGCUCGUCAUCCACUCACGUGACGCUGAAGCGGACACAUUGCGACUCUUGAAAGAGCACGUGCCUACCGAGUGGAAGAUCCACAUGCACUGCUUCGGCGAGUCCCCGGAGAUGGCCGCCGAGCUGCUGGCCCUCUAUCCCAACGUCUACUUUGGCUUCACUGGCGCGAUCACGUUCGCCAAGGCCGGACGGGCGCCCGAGGUAGUCAAGAUGGUGCCUCUCAAUAGGCUGCUUCUCGAAACCGAUUGCCCAUUCAUGGCGCCCGAGCCGCACCGAGGAAAAGUGGCCCAGCCGGCAAUGACUCCCCUCGUCGCUAAGAAGGUGGCCGAACUCAAGGAGAUCUCACUUGCCGAGGUCAUCCGGGCCACCACCGAGAACGCGCGGACCGUCUACUCUCUGCCCAAGAGGGAAUGA
Messenger RNA from Acanthamoeba castellanii str. Neff, 729 nucleotides. Its product is annotated as hydrolase, TatD family protein. Gene Ontology annotation, molecular function: DNA nuclease activity. The transcript is spliced from 7 exons. The coding region runs from base 1 to 729 and encodes 242 amino acids. The record is from RefSeq and is a predicted model, not a curated record. NCBI's taxonomy places the organism in Eukaryota, Discosea, Longamoebia, Acanthamoebidae.